Moneuplotes crassus is the source of this 1009-nucleotide messenger RNA. The record is from the annotation of a GenBank genome assembly. Lineage: Eukaryota; Ciliophora; Spirotrichea; Euplotida; Euplotidae.
GUAAUAGAAUUUUUAGAAAUGAGUGAUAGAAGAAGGGAGUAUGAGCAGUGGGUGAGGGAAUGUGAAGAGGAAAUUGAGAAGAAGGUGUAUGGGAAUGUGUAUAGGUACUCUUUUAAGGGAAAAAGCAGGAGGAUUACUAAGGAUCAGUUGAUACUUUGUGAAGGGCUGAAGAAAGAAACAAAAUAUUUUAUGAAAAAGAUGAAACUAAUUAGAAGAAAGAUGUCUGGGAGUGUUAUAUGUAUGAGCAGAAGUAAUAAAGAAAGUUUUAGGAGGUUUAUUAAAAGGCCUUUAGCUAAAGAACUAUCCUCUCUGAACUUAAAAUUUGAUGCUGGUAAGGUUGAAGAGUACUCUAUUUGUCAUCAGAAUGUGGUAAGGAUGAUUCCAAAAGUAAUUCAUUCUCUCACUCUUGUAAAUUGUAAAAUAUUUCCAAAUCAAUUAAGGAAGAUACUUCAAGCUGGGAGACAUAUAAAGGAUAUCAGAUUUACAAUGUGUAAUAUUAUUUUUGGAAAAAUAAAGCUCACCAAAUCUCUUCAUUACUCAAUAAAAUCAAUUGGUUUCAACUUGGAACAGUUUGGCCAAUACCAAUUUGAAGAAGAUAUUUUAAAUGAUAUCAAACAUUUUAUGAAAGCAGCUUCUCUUACUGAUCUCAAAUCAUCACUGAAAGAGGUGAAAACCAAUAUAUUCAAAAUAAAUGAAGGCAUUUCAGAGUAUGCCAAGAGCCUUGACUUCAAAAACAUAAAAAUCUCAACAGAUAUUUCCCAUCUAUCUGAAUAUCGUCUAAUUCAACUCUAAAACCAUCUCCUAACCCCAUUUCUACACUUUCCCCUUCAAUUUUCACCAAUCCAGAGUCUUGGGUGCUAAAAAUCUCCAUAACCUCCAACCCACCAAUUCCAUUCCUAACCUUCCAACCCACCAACCCUCUCCCACUCACUCUCUUCCCCACUCACUAAAUUCACCCCAGUAUAAACUUCCUUUCUUCAGGUUUUCCACUCAAAUUUUUAAUUUCUUC